CAACACUGAGUUUUAAUGCCAUGAUUGUCAUGCUAUAAAUUAAAUAAUACAAAUCAAAUCAACAAUUUGUCCAUUUUUGAGAUACCUAACUUUUACUUAUUUUUAUUUAUUGAUGUCUAUUGGAUGUCUAUUUACUGGAAAUGCAACAAGGUUUUUAUAACAUUGGUUUUAAAGGUGCACGCUUUUCGAAAUUGUAGGAUUUUAUAAUUACAUGUUCUUAUAAAUUUGUGUAACAAAACAUUGAAAAUGUAUCUGCAGCGGUCAUAUUGUGUUCUGUGCAGUGAACACAUUUCAAAUAUUCAGUACAAUCUAAAAACUACAAACUCUGAGAAGUCGAAUAUUUUGUUGAUUAAGUUCGUCGAAGAAAUAUAUAAAAAUGUAUUUUUGACUCAUUGUAAUAUAUGCCAUAAUUGCUACGAUUUGCUAAAUGAACUUGAUACUAUUCAAGUAAGAGAAAAGGAACUUUUUGACAAAUUGAAAAGUUAUGUAGCACAGGUAGAAAAAUUAUCUCAACCUACAUCACUAGACAUCAAGGAGGAAGAUGUAGAUGAUGAUAAUUUAGAUAAUUGCUCUCUAAAAAGUGAGCCAGAAUUUGUAUUGGAAGGGGUCAAUCUAAACAAAUUGCCUAUAAAAAUAAAAAGAGUACCCUCAAAAAAAUCAUCGACUGGUAAGAGACAAAAUAGAGUAAUUGAGAAUUCUGAUGAUGAUGAUGAUAAUGAUGCUGACGAUGAUAAGGAUGCUUUUGAAAAGGUGCAGUCCUUGAUUAAAAUUGAGUUAUCUAAACAUAAGAGUACUAGGAAAUCUAAAGUAGCUAAGGACAUACUAUGUGAGAUGUGUGGUCAGAGUUUUAAAACUAGAUUUAAAUAUGAAAAACAUUUAAUAAUGCAUGAUGACACUUAUGUAUCGACAGCGGUAAAUCACAGGCAAGAGUGGCUAUGUCAUGUAUGUCAGAAAGUUUUUACACAGAAAGUUUCAUUGAAGAGGCAUUUAUUCAUUCACAGUGGUCAAAGUCGGUAUCAAUGCGAACAGUGCGGCAAAAAAUUCGUCCACCACAGCUCCUUCGACGUCCAUAAGAAAAUCCACGCCGGUUUGAGGAACUACCAGUGCAACUUGUGCGAAAAAAAGUUUUACAUGAACUCGCACUUGACCAGACACAUGCGAGCGACUCACAUGAACAUUAAGGAUUACGAGUGUCCCACGUGCGGCAAAGAGUUCGCCGAAAACUACAACUUAAUAGCUCACAUGAAACUGCACAAAACCGAGGGAAAUCAUCUGUAUGUGCCGAGCACUGACAUGAAUAUAUAGCUAUUAAAAUUAGUUGAAUAAGUCUUAGGUUUAGGAAUAAAAUGUAUAUAUUGCUUUAAAAGUCAAUGGUCUGGUCAUUCCAAAUUCGUAACGUUUUCAACAUGUAAAGGUGCGUAUACAUAUGGCGAGCACGAGCCGAGCCUGCCAAAAGCUCAAUUCGUCAUAUGUGUACGCCUCCCGCGAGCCGCUCACAGUGCGAUCGUCGCGAUCCACUUCUCGUCGGUUUUGCGACGAACACAAAGGAGCUCGCAGUUAUAAUUUGGACGGCGUUGUGGCAGGUUCGUCGUUCUGGUCUGAUCGGCGAGCAUGGAGCCUACAUGGUCGGAGGAUAUUUUGCUUCAAUUAGUUGAGUUGUAUAUGAUGCAUACUAUUUUGUGGAACCCCAAAGACGAAAAUUAUUUUAAAAAACCAAAAAAAUAGAUGCCUGGAAGGAAAUCGCCACUUUAAUAGGCAAACCUGAAGAAAUAUGCAAGAAAAAAAUUAUAAGCAUGUUGGCAACUUAUAGAAGAGAGAGGAAAAAGGUCCGUAGUAGGAUCAGGAAAAGGUGUGCUUUCCAAAAGAAGUAUGUUUAUUUAUAGAAUGACAUUUAUAUUCAACUACCAUCUGAAAAACAUAUUAGUACAAAAAGUCUGAGUACACCUUUUUUUUCUUGUAGCAACUUUUUUUUACCAUAAUUAAAAAAACUAAUGGUACAUUUAAAAUCUUCAAUACGUUUCUCAGUUGACGUGGGUCUACAAUUUUUUUCAAAAAAUGUUAUAGCCCCUUUUUUUCAUGUUUAAAAAAAAGCUGAAAAUUUUUUGAGUGGUUUUAGGCAAACAUGGUCGGUUCUAUUCGAAAGAGGGGCAGAAAUUAUAUACCUCCUGAAACUUACACAACGAUUGAACAAAGAAUAAUCUAAAUAUACAAUUUUAAAACUUUUAAAUUUGCUAAACAUAAUAUAAGAUUUUGCAAAAAAUUGAUUACUUUUGCCAAAUUGAAACUUUUAUAUAUGGACUAUUUUUUGUUCAAUCCUUGUGUAAUUUUUAGGAGUUUUAUAAUUUUUGUCUCUCUUUUGAAUGGUACCAACCAUUUUUAUCUAAAAUCACUCAAAAAAAAUAGUUUUUCAACUUUUUUAAACAUAAAAAAAGGUUAUAAAAUUUGCUUGAAAAAAAAGGGGUAUACGGAGACUUUUUGUACUGACUGUAGGUACAGGGUACAUUACAUAUUAUUUACAUAAUAUUCGUUUGUACUUUCAAUAACAUAUAAUUUAGAUUAAAAUAUUUUAACUUUAUUUAUCUGAACAUCUGAACCAAGUCGCGUCAAAAUCUGCACUGACACUGAAAAAAGAAUAUUUCUUGUGUGCUCGCGAGCCAUUUACAUUUCAUAUGGAUCGUUAUUGGCUCGGACUAUGAUCUCAAUACGGCGCGCUCGGCUCGUGCUCGGCUCGCGUUCUGCUUGCCAUAUGUAUACGUACUUUACGAUAUGGAAAUUAAAAGGACAGUCUGAAUUGUUUCCGGGAAACUUAGGUAGCAUAUUCUGCAGAUAAAAUAUGUAAAAAAGUUUGUAUUAAUUUACGUCCUUGAAUGCUUCAUAAGGUGCCCGGUGGCGUAGAGGUACAGGCCCUCGUCUACCAAUCUCAAGGUAGUGGGUUCGAUUCCCACACCCGGCAUUGCAUCAGCCGACUAUUUUUAUUAAAAUAAAAAUAG
Sitophilus oryzae (rice weevil) is the source of this 2990-nucleotide messenger RNA. Its product is annotated as zinc finger protein 665-like. Lineage: Eukaryota; Metazoa; Arthropoda; Insecta; Coleoptera; Curculionidae. Gene Ontology annotation, cellular component: nucleus. Bases 247 to 1305 code for a protein of 352 amino acids. Gene Ontology annotation, molecular function: DNA-binding transcription factor activity, RNA polymerase II-specific; RNA polymerase II cis-regulatory region sequence-specific DNA binding. Gene Ontology annotation, biological process: regulation of transcription by RNA polymerase II. The transcript has 3 exons. The record is from RefSeq and is a predicted model, not a curated record.